GCGCGUGUGGUAACAGACAUUUUUUCAAACGGUGACUUCCGAUCUCACAGAAAUACCUUUCGUGAAAAACAAAAUCAAAACCAAUCAUAUCUUCGGAAUUAACCUGAAAAUUUUCGAAAGUCAUCUGAAGAAACCUAAAGCUAUCAUCAGAGAGUCACACAUCUUCAUAUGAAUGACAUUUCAUGAGCAGUUUAUGACAUUUUAAAUUCUCGCACCAUGAAUUUUCUAAGAAUACUGAUUUUUGUGGUUCUGGUCGUAGUAUCGUCCUGCCAGCAGAUUCCCGAUGACCCGAAUGUUGUAGUUGAAAAAUUUCUUAAUGAAGUUAACGAACACCUUGCGGUUUUGUACAAUAAUCAAAUUGAAUAUAAUUGGCGGGAAGAAGUCACUGAUCCAAAGCAAUUACCCGAAAAUAUUGAAGAUCCAAUUUUUGAAACAAUGGACUACAUCAAGGGAGUAGCAAGUAUUGUUUCAAAGCUUAAACGAGCAAAAGUUACAAAUGCGAAUCUGAAAAGGCAAUUAGAUCAAAUUCCUGAACCCGGCUAUGAUGCUUUGGAUGACAGUGAGAAGAUGGAUUUGCAUGAAAUCAUUGGUAAUAUGAGUGAAAUCUAUAAGAAUGUUGGAUUGUGUUCGUUUAGAGAUCGAAACAAUUGCACACUGAGACUGAUUCCGGAAGUUCAGGAAAUAAUUGAUGAUACGAUGAAUGUUGAAGAGUUGAAGUAUUAUUGGCUUGAGUGGCGGGAUAAGACGGGCUCGAAAAGCAAGUAUGCAUUUUCUAAAUUUGUGGAACUUUAUAAGAAAACGGCGGCUUUGAAUGGCUUCUUGAAACCUUCAGACUUCUGGCUAAGAGACAUUGAAGGCGAGUCCGGAGAAGUCAUAGCAACCUUAGAUAAGGUCAUGUUGAUUUUACGUCCACUUUUUCUACAAUUCCAUGCAUUUGUGAGAUCAGCUUUGAGGUUAAAAUAUGGUCCAGAUUUGAUUAGGUUCAAUGAGCCAUAUCCACAACAUCUAGCAGAAAAAUUCAUUGGAAGUUCAUAUCGGGAUAUGAAUGGUGAUUGGACAAUUGAUCUGCCUUAUCCAUUGGUUGGACUCGUAAACAUUACAGCAGGACUAAUAGCUAAAGAUAUAACAACACCUUAUGGAUUAAUUGAAACAGCUGCUAGAUUUUAUACAUCAAUUGGAAUGCCAUCAAUUCCACAAACAUUUUGGAUCCAAAGCGCUAGGCCCAAAUUUGAUGUCGAUGAACGAUUGAUGACUUGUUGGUCAAAAACUUGGAAAUACUACAGUUCUGAUAAAAUUAACUUGUCCUUCUGUCCGAUGGCUGAUGAGGAACGCUACACAAAUAUGUUCGAAGCUGUAUCAGAUUACUACUACUUCAAAUCUUAUCGUAAUCAACCAACCUUGUUUCAAGAGGAACCCUUACCUAACUUUGGUGAGGCUAUUGGAAAGGCUAUGACUCUAUCAGCAACAUCACCUAGAUUUCUGGAAAAAAUUGGAAUGGGAGGACCAGUUUACAGUUCAUAUGAAGGAAGGAUAAAUCGACUUUAUUUGCUGGGUCUCCGGAAUGUAUUUCUUAUUCCAAUAUUUUAUGUUCUGGAUAAAUAUCGAGUUGAUGUUUUGGAUGGUCGUAUUGAAAAUUUAGACAAUUGUGAAUUUUGGAAACUUACUGAAAAAUUCACCGGAGCAAAACCUCCAGUUCAACGAAGUCAUGAUCAAUUCGAUGCUCCAUCAAAACUAUUGAUAGAAGUUGAUGAUAAUUAUUCAAGUCCAACAAUGAGUAUAAUUUUACAAUUUCAAAUAUUCAAACGGCUUUGUGAAAAAACUGGUCAAUAUCGAAGGGGUGAUGAUGCAUAUCCUUUGGAUUUGUGUGAUCUUUCAGGACAUAAGGAAAUUGGACCAUUGGUAUUAAAUGCAAUGUCACUUGGUUCAUCAAAGUCCUGGAAAGAAGUACUUUUCACACUAACAGGUGACAACCAAUUAGAUGUUUCUGGAUUUUUAGAGUUCUUCAAACCACUCUACGGAUGGUUACAGUCAAUAAAUCAACUCAAUAAAGAAGAAAUUGGAUGGGUUGAGUUAAAUCAAUGUGUUUGAUAGAAAAAAGCAAUGAACCAAACAACUUAACUAUACUACCUUCAUUAGUUUUAAUUAAAAAAACAGAACACAAAGUAAAAAAAACAUAUGAUGUACAUUACAUAGGGUAUUUUUAGUUUAAGAAAAUAAUUUAUUCAUUAAGGAGGCGCAUUUGAAAAGAAAAUAAAAUAAAAAAAUAUAGACAAAAAA
Messenger RNA from Eupeodes corollae, 2277 nucleotides. RefSeq names its product angiotensin-converting enzyme (gene Ance-2). Gene Ontology annotation, cellular component: plasma membrane. The transcript is spliced from 9 exons. The record is from RefSeq and is a predicted model, not a curated record. NCBI's taxonomy places the organism in Eukaryota, Metazoa, Arthropoda, Insecta, Diptera, Syrphidae. Gene Ontology annotation, biological process: proteolysis. Gene Ontology annotation, molecular function: metallopeptidase activity; peptidyl-dipeptidase activity. The coding region runs from base 217 to 2088 and encodes 623 amino acids.